CCCUCGCCUCCACACAUUCUCGGCCAUCCCUACCACCACCGCUCCUGUACAGUACAGUACAGUACAGUACAGUACAGUACAGUACAGUACAGUACAGUACAGUACAGUACAGUACAGUACCUACGGAGCACACUAACUUAAUAAGGUACCCAACCUGCCAACCCUUCCCGGGCUGGCCUCCUUGAUUCGAAUUCCUGUUUUCUCCUCCUCCUCCUCAAUAACAAUUCCAUCUUUUGACAACUCACCAACUUUCAUCGCCAGCUUCUCCUUCGACCGUUCCAGGGCAUCAUUCGUUGUACGCCCUUUUUACUGCCCUUUAUUUCGGCGCAGCGCCCCUUCUCUGAUCAGUCUCUCACUCUCUUGAGCCGGUCAACACUCGUUCCAUACAUCCAAUUCUUCGCCCAUUCCCGCGUCAACGAAACCAUUCUCUGGAAAAACAUCCACCUUUCAACCACGACAUCAGACAACAUCAUGAAGACUUUCUCCGUUGCUGUAGCAUUAGCUGCUGCUUCUGUCGUUUCUGCACUCCCUUCUCCUAGUGAGGAGCUGGUUGCACGCGCUACCAGUCUCCCAUCAAUUACCGUCAAGGGAAAUGCUUUCUUCAAUGGAAACAGCAGAUUCUACAUGCGUGGUCUAGACUAUCAGCCUGGAGGAUCCUCUAAAUUGGUUGACCCCAUCGCAGACCCAGCUACCUGCAAGCGUGAUAUCGCACAAUUCCAGAAGUUGGGCAUCAACACUAUCCGUAUCUACACCGUCGACAACACAGCCAACCACGAUGACUGCAUGGCCCAAUUGGCCACUGCAGGUAUCUACUUGGUCCUCGAUGUCAACACUCCUCUCUACUCCCUCAACAGAGCCGACCCCCACCCAUCCUACAACUCCGUCUACCUCCAGAACAUCUUCGCCACGAUCGAUGCGUUUGCGAAAUACACAAACACUCUGGCUUUCUUCUCUGGAAACGAGGUUAUCAACGAUGAUCUUACCACCCCAGCUGCGCCAUACGUCAAGGCCGUCACUCGUGACAUGAGACAAUACAUCCGCAGCCGUGGAUACCGUACCAUCCCCGUCGGAUACUCCGCUGCUGAUGUCAACUCCAACCGCAAGGAGAUGGCCGAGUACAUGAACUGCGGUACCGAUGAUGAGCGCAGUGAUUUCUUCGCCUUCAACGAUUACUCCUGGUGUGACCCAUCUUCCUUCACCACCUCUGGCUGGGACCAGAAGGUCAAGAACUUCACCGGAUAUGGACUCCCUAUCUUCCUGUCCGAGUACGGCUGCAACAUCAACACCCGCAAGUGGGAAGAAGUCAAGUCCCUCUACAGCACUGACAUGACCUCCGUCUACUCAGGCGGUCUCGUCUACGAAUACUCCCAAGAAGAGUCCAAAUACGGCCUCGUCACCCUCUCCGGCAGCACCGUCACCCCCCUCGCGGACUUCACCGCCCUCCAAGCCGCCUUCAAAUCAACCGCCAACCCCAGCGGCGACGGCGGCUACAACUCCACCGCCGGCGCCUCCGGCUGCCCCGCCAAGUCCGCAAACUGGGACGUCGACUCCGAUGCCCUCCCUGCUAUCCCAUCCGCUGCGGCGGCUAUGAUGAAGUCUGGUGCUGGGAAGGGCGCGGGCCUCACUGGCGAGGGAUCCCAGAAUGCGGGGGGGACUUCCUCCGGAACUGCGACUCAAGGAUCCGGUGCUGUGUCUCAGACUGGGGGAGCGUCGAAGCCAACUAAGAGCUCGGGAGCUAGCUCUGUUCGUGCGCCGUUUGAUGCGAAGCCUUUGUAUGUUAGUGUUGUUGCUUUGGGAUUUACUUUCCUUGGGGCUGUCAUGCUAUAAGAAUUAGAUAGUUGAGUUUUUCGACUUGGGAGGUGAGGGUGUGGAUAAGAAUGGGGAUGAGAAUGGCAAUUAGAGCUGUGUACUGUACAUAGGCGCGUUUUUUGUUAGGUAAUUCUAUUGGAUAUCAUGGCAUUGCAUUAGAUUGCAUUGUGCUAAACCUGAUUUGCUUGAAUUGAAAGACCAUAUACUUUUGUUCAGCUCUAUGUUAGAGACAGAAAAUAUGGUUCUGUUGUUGACGUGUUGUUAACUAUCGUAAGCGAUCGAUCGAUCGAUCGUCAGAAAUUAGGCAAGCUGGGCGUUGCCAAUUCCUUGGGCUUGACUUGGGCUUUCCUUGGGUCUAUUGCUUAAUUCUUUGGUUACACUUGGCUGCUUGGCCCUGGAACUUGAAAACUAAUUCACGAUUCUCUUCAGAAAUUGAAGAUCUGGAAGAUGUUUUGUUUCUUUGGCGGUUGUUCUUUGUUCUUUUUGUCCUUUCGGAUUCUUGGAGACUGAUAUCGAUUGAUGUGAUGGGAUGGGAUCGAUUGAUGGGUGGGCGGGUAUUGGCUUUACGCGGAGCGGCAGAGGUAGGUAGAGG
Messenger RNA from Cadophora gregata, 2401 nucleotides. RefSeq names its product beta-glucanosyltransferase (gene GEL1). Gene Ontology annotation, cellular component: cytoplasm; fungal-type cell wall. Bases 472 to 1827 code for a protein of 451 amino acids. NCBI's taxonomy places the organism in Eukaryota, Fungi, Ascomycota, Leotiomycetes, Helotiales, Ploettnerulaceae. The transcript is spliced from 3 exons. Gene Ontology annotation, molecular function: 1,3-beta-glucanosyltransferase activity. The record is from RefSeq and is a predicted model, not a curated record. Gene Ontology annotation, biological process: fungal-type cell wall (1->3)-beta-D-glucan biosynthetic process.